AACUACGCCAUUUCAGUCAUUUCACUUUACAUACUCGGGACGAGUACGACGGCGUUCCCUUUUCGUCGGUCGCGAUAACGUAAACAAAAUAUUUUAUUUUAUUAUUUUUAUCCGGCUUCCUGCAAAACGAAACCUCGUACCAUCAUUUAGCAGUGUCUCUGUCAUUUGCACGUAUCUGCACCUCGCACGCCGGCUUAACAUCACACUCGAUCAUCACAUCUAGCAUCGUGCGGCGACGGCGGCGGCUACAACUAUCACCACGACCACGGACUCCGGCACGACGAUAAUCACGACACACACACCGCGCACGCCGAAACAAUGACAGACAGUGACAAAUUGAACAUCGACAACAUAAUCUCAAGACUCUUGGAAGUGCGCGGUGCGAGACCAGGCAAGAACGUUCAGCUGUCCGAAGGUGAAAUUCGGGGCCUCUGCCUUAAGUCCAGGGAGAUCUUUCUUUCGCAACCCAUACUAUUAGAACUUGAGGCACCAUUGAAAAUAUGUGGAGAUAUUCACGGUCAAUACUAUGAUCUACUGCGCUUAUUUGAGUAUGGUAGUUUUCCUCCGGAGUCCAAUUACUUAUUUUUGGGUGAUUAUGUCGACCGUGGCAAACAGUCUCUGGAGACGAUAUGUCUGUUAUUGGCAUAUAAAAUAAAAUACCCCGAAAAUUUCUUCCUUUUACGUGGCAAUCAUGAAUGCGCUAGUAUAAACAGAAUAUAUGGAUUUUAUGAUGAAUGUAAACGGCGGUAUAAUAUAAAACUCUGGAAAAUAUUUACGGACUGUUUUAAUUGUUUGCCUGUGGCUGCAAUUGUUGACGAAAAGAUUUUUUGUUGUCAUGGUGGUCUUAGUCCAGAUUUACAAUCAAUGGAACAAAUUAGGCGAAUUAUGAGGCCAACAGAUGUUCCUGAUCAGGGACUAUUGUGUGACUUGCUUUGGUCUGAUCCUGAUAAAGACACAAUGGGUUGGGGAGAAAAUGACAGAGGUGUUUCAUUCACAUUUGGUGCUGAGGUUGUGACUAAAUUUUUGCAUAAACAUGAUUUCGAUCUCAUAUGUAGGGCUCACCAGGUUGUAGAAGAUGGUUAUGAAUUCUUUGCUAAGCGUCAGUUGGUCACUUUAUUUUCAGCACCAAAUUAUUGUGGAGAGUUUGACAAUGCUGGAGCAAUGAUGUCUGUUGAUGAAACUCUAAUGUGCUCAUUCCAGAUUUUAAAGACUGAUAGAUUCAAAUACUGGAGACGCAUUAAAUUCUAUGAUGCUAAUGCAUCUUUUCCGUUAUCUAAUUACCGGCCGACAAACGAAAAUACAUGUAUGGAGGAUUAUCGUCAGGCAGACCAGUUACACCACCCAGAGGAUCUGGUAAACAAGGAAAAAAUAAAAAAUAACCCAUCUUGAUGCAAUAUAUAUUUCUAUAUCUAGGUAUGCAACAACAAAGUAUAAUUUUAAAAAUUAAAUGUUAUAUAAUAUGAAAACAAAUGAAAUUUUUUUUUAUAUAGAAAAAAAUUAUACCGAGUAACUAGUUUAAAUAAUUAUGUAUUUAUAUCAUUAAGUACUUUUGAACUCCAUAACGUUAACGUAAAAUCUCAAGAUCAUUUUUAUUAACUUCUAAUUUGAAGUAUUUUUAAUAAUUUAAUAUUAUUAUUGAUGUAUUGUAUUUGCACUUAUUUUAUUUUUCAUACUCGGUCUUUUUUCCUUUCUUUUUUUGUUUUUAGUGUAAGUCUUAAAUUAUAUUUUAUUUUUGCUAACUUAGUUUUGUCCAUAUAUUUAAAACUGCAUACGAUUACUACAAAGUAAGGAGUCACAAUUUAUUCAGAAUAGUUGCUCUAAAUAAAUUGUUACAUUAUAAUGAAAUCAACUAUAUUUGUUAUUUUAUCGGAUUUUAGCUCAUAAAUUUUAUUGUAACUAUGAUGUAUUUAUAAAACUAUUGUUUUAUACAAAUUUCAAAAAUCAAAAUCCCAAAGUUAAGUACAACAUUAAAAUUAAUAAUUAUUGUUAUUUAUUGUUUUGUGUAUUUAGAUUACACUUUCGUUGUAAAACUAUUAUAACAUAUUGUACAUUUUUAGUAGAAAUGCGUAAAUCAGAACAUAACAAAUAUGAAAGUGUUGAAUACGAUCCCAAUUGGUAUUAAAACAAAUCACAUGCAAUGUAAAUAUCGAUAUAUUAAAUUAAAAAUUAUACUGUACAUGUAUGUUAUGCAUUAAAUAUGCAGAUACAUUAAAAGUAGUAAAAUGUAAUUUAUUUAAUGAACGUCUUGUAUUACUUUUUUUGGCAAUAAACAAAUACUUUGCCUAUAUAAUA
Aphis gossypii (cotton aphid) is the source of this 2292-nucleotide messenger RNA. Its product is annotated as serine/threonine-protein phosphatase alpha-2 isoform. Gene Ontology annotation, cellular component: nucleus; cytoplasm. Lineage: Eukaryota; Metazoa; Arthropoda; Insecta; Hemiptera; Aphididae. Bases 319 to 1389 code for a protein of 356 amino acids. The transcript has 8 exons. Gene Ontology annotation, molecular function: protein serine/threonine phosphatase activity. The record is from RefSeq and is a predicted model, not a curated record.